This is a messenger RNA of Lates calcarifer (barramundi perch), 8774 nucleotides long. RefSeq names its product mbt domain containing 1 (gene mbtd1). The transcript has 17 exons. Lineage: Eukaryota; Metazoa; Chordata; Actinopteri; Centropomidae. Gene Ontology annotation, biological process: regulation of DNA-templated transcription. Gene Ontology annotation, molecular function: zinc ion binding. Bases 167 to 2275 code for a protein of 702 amino acids. The record is from RefSeq and is a predicted model, not a curated record. Gene Ontology annotation, cellular component: nucleus.
GUAGGUUACGCUCACAUGCGCAGAAGUAGCAGAGUAAUUUUGUUGAUACACAGCUUGGUAGUAUUCAUUUUAGCAGUUGCUAUUUCCAAAGCUUCUCUUACCCCCAGCACAGGGGUUUUAUUUGCAUUGGCACAGUUGACUAGAACGUUAUCUAUAUGAGGGGCUGAUGGAAGAGACAAGGGAUUUGGCUGAACGCACCCCACGUUCAGAGCGCAAGCGGAGAGACUCAUUCGGGAUGUUUGAUGGCUAUGACAGCUGCAGCGAGGAGUCCACCAGCAGCUCCAGUUCAGAGGACAGUGAGGAUGAGGUGGUGCCCUCCAUCCCUGCCAGCCUGCCCAUCAUCAAGAACAAUGGUCAAGUCUACACCUACCCCGAUGGCAAGGCUGGAAUGGCCACUUGCGAGAUGUGUGGGAUGGUCGGAGUGCGAGAUGCUUUUUACUCCAAAACCAAGCGCUUCUGCAGUGUGUCGUGUUCUAGGAGUUAUUCCUCAAAUUCCAAAAAAGCUAGUAUCUUGGCAAGACUCCAGGGUAAACCACCAACGAAAAAGGCAAAAGUCUUACAGAAACAGCCUCUUAGGGCAAAAUUGGCAGCUUAUGCCCAGUACCAAGCAAGUCAACAGAACCAGGCGAAAUCAAAAGCUGUGGUCCCUGCGGAGAGCUUUGACUGGGGUCGGUAUAUCUGUAGCAAUGACACAGUUGGAGCUCCAGUCAGCUGUUUCAAGCAUGCUCCUAUGGGGACAUGCUGGGGAGACAUAGAAGAAGGUGUUAGGAUUGAAGUGCUCAAUUCUGAUACCAACCUCUCCACUAAGGUGUAUUGGAUAGCAGAAAUCAUUAAGCUAGCAGGGUUCAAGGCUCUCCUGCGAUAUGAGGGCUUUGACAACGACUCCAAUAAGGACUUUUGGUGUAAUCUCUGUAUUCCUGAGGUGCACCCAGUGGGAUGGUGUGCUUCUAGUGGCAAACCCCUUGUACCUCCAAAAAGCAUACAGCAUAAGUACUCUAACUGGAAAGCCUUUCUUGUGAAGCGUCUCACUGGAGCUAAAACACUGCCACCUGACUUUAAUGCCAAGGUACAUGAGAACAUGCAGUUCCCCUUUAAGAAGCUGAUGCGGGUAGAGGUGGUGGAUAAAAAUUACCUGUGCCGGACACGGGUGGCACUAGUGGAGCAGGUAAUUGGAGGUCGCCUCAGGCUGGUCUAUGAGGAGAGCCAGGAUGGGUCAGAUGACUUCUGGUGCCACAUGUACAGCCCUCUCAUCCACAACAUAGGCUGGUCGCGAAGCAUUGGACACCGCUUCAAACGAUCUGAUAUUACAAAGAAAAUGGAGGGGCAAGUUGAUGCUCCUGCUCAGUUCUUCCAGAAGGUGAAAGAUGUGGACCAGAGUGGGGACUGGUUCAAAGAUGGGAUGAAGUUAGAAGCCAUUGACCCCCUAAACCUCUCAGCUAUAUGUGUAGCCACUGUAAGAAAGGUGUUGGCAGACGGGUACCUCAUGAUCGGGAUCGAUGGUUCGGAGGCAGUGGACGGAUCAGACUGGUUCUGCUACCACGGCACAUCUCCCUCCAUCUUUCCUGUCGGCUUCUGUGAAAUCAACAACAUUGAACUCACACCCCCUAGAGGGUACACUAAACUACCAUUUAAAUGGUUUGACUACCUCAGAGAAACAGGAUCAAUAGCUGCUCCUGUCAAGCUAUUUAACAAGGAGGUUCCCAAUCAUGGUUUUCGACAAGGCAUGAAGCUGGAGGCUGUUGACCUGAUGGAGCCACGGCUGGUGUGUGUUGCCACGGUGACAAGGAUUGUGCACCGGCUACUGAGGAUCCACUUUGACGGCUGGGAGGACGAGUAUGACCAGUGGGUGGACUGCGAGUCACCUGACCUCUAUCCUGUGGGCUGGUGUCAGCUGACAGGCUAUCAGCUCCAACCCCCUGCUUCACAGAGUAACAGAGACAUGCCUCAAUCUGUGCCCAAGCAGAAGAAAAAGGCCCAGCAGUACAAAGGCCAAAAGAAAAAGAGGAAGAUUCCGGUUGGUCGACGGCCCUUCAGUCAGGCAGGCAGGAGGAGGAGCAGCUUCUCGGGGGACGAAGAGCAGAGUCCGCCCCCUUACCCUGCCCAGGGGCCCGCUCGGCCCCGGCCCCGAACCCACCUCCACCAAACCCACAAAUCAGAAUCUCUCCUGCGAAUGAAGGAGGAGACAGCGGAGGCAGACGAGUUUACCUUCUCACAGGGCACCUCCGACCAAGAAAGCAACGGCUCGGGCAGCUACUACAUCAAACAGGAGCCCUAAGUCCAUAAGGUCACGACAGAGCAGGACAAACCCGGACAGGACACACCUCUGGAAAACCUCAGCAAAGUCAAGCUAAUCUCAAAUCACACUCAUCGACCAAUGCCACAGGCCUUCCAUGGAGUCAGUGCAGGAAACGGUGAUGAAGAGGAGAAGGGUGUCGGUUUAAUUCUUCUGAAAAAUACUGAAAGGAACAUACCUUUGAACAGUCUUAUAAUCUUGUAGCUGUGUGUGCACGUAAUCACCCAUGCAAGCUGAUUAAGGGGUUUGAAAGCACCCAGGGUCGUGCCUGGGUCACAGAUAUUUGGGCAUUCUCGUUCGUACCACCGCCGGGUGACGCAACAUCGGCUUUCUCUCCUCUCCUGUCUGAAAAAUCCAACCAGACGAGAUAUAUUUAGAUGGAUUAAAAAAAACAACCCUUUUUCCACAGAAACGGGGGGUUGACAUAAGCCCAUCCUGCCUUUGCCACAAUCUGGGCCACGCACAGAGACCUGUAGAAACUGUGAGAACCAUUUACUGAGCCAGGUCUUUAUUUUUUUGUGUGUAGAUAUAAAUAUAUAAUUUUGGUUUGGUUGGUUUUCAGGUCAGACACCCACUGAACGGCCUGAGGAGAUAACAGAGGCUGGCAGACAGAGGAGCAGAGUUGUGUAUAUUUUGAUUAUUUUCAUAUUGCCAGGUGGACUUCUACUUCGUUGAAAGUACUUGAAGUUUUUUUUUUUUUUUUUUUUUUUUUUUUUUUUUUGGGUUGUUGAGUUGUUUUCGUCUUAAUGUGCUUAUUUUGCAUUUACAUUUUUAGUGGCUGUGUGGGAAAUGUAAUGUGCAUUGUUUCACAGAAGUGAUUAUAUUCAUAUAGUAUGUGAAGACCUAAUCAAAUAUAAUUACAGAGUAUAGAUCAAAGAUUGUGAUUUGAAGAGAGGUGGCAGUACAGUGCUGCUCAGCAUUACGGAUAUUGCGUUCCUUCCCAUAUUGGCCAGUAAAUUUCCACAGCUGCACUUGUUUCUGAUUCAGACAUUACAAUACCAAAAUCUGAUUCAAGGCCAGCAUUAUCAUUCAUACCACAGCUUUGUUGCAUCCCAGCAUUCAGAUUUCAUCAAAGUCACCAAAAUAAUACAGAUGAUGUAAAACUAUACCCAGGGUGGCAACUAGAAUAUUGUUCUUUUUUUUUUCUUCUUUUUUUUUGUCUUCAAAUAUUUGCCAUUUUUAAAUUAUAAAUAAGGUAUUAAAAGGUUUGAGAAUGUUGUAGUUAAUCUUAUUAAAUCUAGAUCUACAAAUUUUCUGCAUUAAACAAAUCACAUUAAAUCUGCACCGGGAAACUUAAUAAUUUGAGUAAUUUGUUUUUGUUUUGUUUUUUUAUUUUUGAGACAGCUGUAAGGUAAAAUUUGAACAAAUUAGCAUAUUAUAUUGAAAUUUAAAUGGUGCAGUUUUAAAGAAUAAUAUACCUGAUGCAGUUGUUGGAGACACUUCUUGCUCAUUUCACUGCUCUUUCAUUAAAACUCAGUGGUCUGUAGAUGUUAACAUCUUUCAGCUACAUAAAGUGGGCAUUGUGGGAAUUUUUGAAAAGAACUAUGACCAGUUGUAUGUCCACAUUUUGAGCCAUAUCACAUAAUAGAUAAGGCAGCAUAAGCUUAAUCAAAUGACCACAUAUCUAAUGAUGUAAUCUAAUGUUGGGCAGCUUCGAGAGCUUAAUGUGUUUUAUCACAGUAACCAGAAAUCUCACAAUACCAAUAAUUGUAGAUUAGUAACUGCAUUAGCAAGAACUCAGCAGUGCUAAUGACCUCAUUUUUCCUCUUGUAUUUUUAAAAAGAGUCCUUGCAGAGAUGUAACAAUUUGAACAGAAAUGAUGAAGCUGUGGAGAUAAAAAUCUUUUUCCAUUUCACAAAAUCACCUUGAUUUACUACUAAACGAGAACACACAUUUGGAUAGUGUGACUGUGAGUGAGCAGAAAAGUAAGUUGUAUAAAAGAGAAACCUUACUGGUAUGAUAGGGUUAUUCCCACUGUCCAACCCUACAAUAUGUACUUUGACCUUUACAGUCUGGAUGUAGCUGCUGUCGGGGGGGAAUCUCAGACUUAUCUGAGGCAGUCAACACAACCGGCCAAUGUUGGGCCCACGUGUCAGCCAAACCGUACAGCAUAUUUAAAUGUUGUGGAUGCUGGUGAAUGCAUCUCUCUCUCACUGUCAAAGGUUGCACUACAGCAGUGAUUCAUUUUGCAGAUACAGGUGUUUCUAUUGUGUUUUGGACCAUGUCUGCUGUAUUUUUACCCAGAGGAGUACAAAUGCUCAGAGUUCUAUCUGGAACUCCUCAUUUGUAUGGAGUCUGGGGUAUGUCACCAAAAUGAUUAUAUAUAUUAUAUAUAAUUUUAUUACUCAGUGUUCAAUUGUAAUCAGUUAAUAAAUUGCUUUUUUCUUUUUUUUUUUUUUACAAAAGCAGUUAUAAAUAGUUUAUUUAAAUUUUAUGCAAGAACAUGCAACAAAAUCUCAAAAACAAUAACAAAAACAAAUGAAGCAUUAAAUUUGCCAGUUGAUAUGUCUAUCCCCUAAUUCUGUUAAAUUGUGAAUAAAUAAUUGAAUAUUAAAAUAGAAAUAAAUAAACUCUAAUUUAAGAACAGCCCUCAGAGAGGCAGCAGCUACUCAAAUUGGCUGGGACUGCCCCAGCUGACAUUGGGCAAGAGAUGAGGUUAUUAUUGUUUUUUUUUUCAUCAUUCAAGUACAAAUUCAAUUAAUCAGUAUAUAGGUUUUUAAAAUAUGAAUUUAUUACCUAAUAUGAUUAAACACUGAAAAUGUGGCACACUCAAGACUCCAUACUUGAGCAUUUGUAGCAUAAAGGUUUGGUCUCUGUCAUAGAAAAUGUGAGGUUGGACUCUUGUCAAAUUAAGAGAACUGCAGGAAAAUCUGCCUUGCUUCAGUCAAGCAAUUUUGUUGUCCAAAUGCGAAAAAAGAGUACAGUAUGUUGAAUAUUUUAUUAGGUUAAUAUGCAAAACAUUCAUGUUUUUUUAUUGCUUAGAUUGUUCUCAUGUCAGAGCCAUAUGUAUGCAAGCUAGUUUCUGAGUCACCUGAGCCACAGAAUAACAGGUUUGUCAUUAAUAAUGGAACAUAAACAAUGCACUGCUUUUCCAAUAGUCUCUAAGGGCAGCAUUCACUUAUAACAAGACAAGAACUAUAAGUGGUGAGAGAUUCUAUAGAUAUGUAUGUGUGUGCGUAUAUAUUCUUCAUGACUAUGAUGGUAUGAAGUAACUAAUCCUGAUUAGUCAGAUAUCCAUGGUUGCUCAUGGAAAUGACAAGACUCCUUCUCUUUCAUUCUUCUUAGAGCUAGAUUUUUGCAGUUGUUUAUCUACUACCUCCUGAUGCUCGCCACAUUUAGCUUAAAGUGUGUGAAAUAGACUGUGGCAGUGUAUUAGCAUAUGCAAAUGAAAAUAAUUACCUAAAUAUGAUCCACUUGAAGACUAGGCACCAAACAUUUAAGAAUUUAUAUCACAGCACGAGGUAGUCUUCUAAUUUGAAUAAUAUGCAAUAGUAAUAGAUCCAAUAUUAUUUUGCUAUGUUAAAUAAAACUUAUAGCACCCACAAAUGUUAUGAUCACUACAUUAAUAUAAUUAACAUAUGAGAUAAUUUAACAAAAAUUGUAUUGUAUAAAUGUGGUGUUUGUGAGCAAGGAUUCAUAUACAGAAAACUCACUGUAUGGCCAAAGGCGGUAUUGAAAUGAAAAGCAGAUUUAAACUUCUCAGUGACGGUAAAAGACCCAUAAUUUCUCUUUCUACCAGUAAGGUUCAUGAUUCAAUUCUCAGGAAGUUUGUUUUUCUUUUUUUGGUUGUAAAGGUUGUAACUACCAGUCUGAAUCAGCUGGGUUGAAAAGCUCAAAGGUGUCUUCAUUGUGUGCAUCUAUUUUAUGGAAGCAAAUAAAUGCCUUAAUAACUAGAAUCUUUCAAGCAGCUGGAAAUUGUGAAAUUCAACCACAAUUAGAUACUUGAUGUUGAAAUUUAGGUACAUCUCAUUGCCGUGAAAUAUUUAACUCUGAUAACCAGCUGACUGAAUUUGUGUCUUUGAAACUUGCAGUGGGUAAUUGCAACUAGAAGCAUUUCAUUUUCUUGUUUAUUGUUAAUUGUUUCACUGUAUGUAUUAGAAAAUUAAUCUGUGUAGUAUUUGAAACACUAUAUUCAAGUUAAUCUAAACUUAAUCUGUAUGCACAAAUAAUCAUCUUGAACAAGAUAAUUAUCCUGUGCACACAAUUUCUAUGUUAACCUAAUUUAAAACUAUAUAUAAUUAUUGUUUGCUAAAAUUAGCCAGCUUCUUUUUACCCCACAAGAAAAAAAAUCUUUCUGGAUUUCAUUGCAUUAUGAUAUAAUUAAGACGAAUUCUGAAAAUUCAAAACUCAAGUUGCUGAAAUUGGCCUCGUAAAAUUCAGGCACGAAAGCUCAAGAUUAAAAAACAUUUCAAUGGUAACUAUUGAGUAGUUGUUAAAUUUCACAAUACGGUAUUCAGUUGCUUAUAAGAUUGUAAGAUUGUUAUUAUGGUACUUGUUUGCCUCUUUACCAUUCAAAAAGCAAAAGGUCUUAUCUCGCUUCCAUUUCAUGUAUUUUUCUCCAUGUUUUGCUUUAUAAUUGGUCUUCAUGUUAAAUUCUACGUUUGAUGAAAAAAAUCAGAUGUUUGUUCAUUACCUUUUUGGUUCAGUCUGCUUUCUGUAGCUUCUGGUUGUGUUUUUAUUGUUGACCAGGAUGUGAGAUUUAUAUCUACCAAUUUCUUUUUUACUUUGUCUCCUGAUCAGAUUGAAUACAAAGCUCUGUUGAAAUGCUGAGCUUCUAAGACCAAAUGAGCAAUAAAAGACAUCGCCUCACAAUCAUUUGAAGCAGAUAAAAUCCAAGUUAGGAUCCGCCAUAGGAGUUACUUUCUAUGUUGAUGUUGGAGGGCAGAACGAAGCAUUAAAGAACUUCAUGACAAAACUGCAUUAAUAGCUUAGUACAAAAAAAAAAUAAGAAAAGACUGUUCUAUGGACUAAUUGCUGCUACCCUUCCCCAGAUUCUCCCUAAAUAAUCAAAUGCACAAUCAGCACUGUUUUGGAUCUUCUGUUUCUCACUUUUCCUUGUAGAUACUCAACUUUCUUGUUUCACAUUGAUCCCCAAAUCUAUAAAUGGAAUAUGUUUGACCUCUGUGUAUUGGGUACCUGUGUAUGUAAAGUGUUUGGUCAUUAGCAGCUGGAAAUGGAAGCAAUUUGAUUGGUUUGAUUUGGGAUUGGGUGCACUGAUUAACUGAAUGCAUGUAGACCAGAACACAAUGUGCCGAUGUUGUGCUGAGCUUGUUUUUUUGUUGUGACCGUCAUUGGUUGGUCUUCAGUCUGUCUGUUUUUGUUUUUUUUUUCCCUCGUCCACUGGAAUCAGGAGGGUAUGGAAGCCUUGGGGGGACAGAGAUGUUAAGCAUGACAGGAAUGAAAAUGAACAUUUUAAGCAAGAUUAUAAAAUACAAAUUCUACGAUUAAGACACAAAGCAAAAUUAUUGUAGUUCAUCAAAAAUUAGAUUUUGAUCAUUUUUUAUCAUUUUAAUGUAAUCAUAAUUUUGGCAUAAGUUACAUUUUUUUAUUCAAAUUUCAACCUAUUCUCAUAAUUGGCUUCAAUUUUGUUAUACUAUCAUAUUUUAAAUUUCCACUCUCUACAAUAAUUUUGGUUUAGUAAGUCAAAACUUUAACGUUUGUCAUAGUUUUGACUUAAAUUUGGACUUUUUUUGAAUUUUUUUUGUCUAAUCAUUUUGGUUCAGUAGCUGCAGAUUUUGAUAUAUGUCAUAGCUGAUUUAAAUUUUAAUUUGGCACUUUCAUAAUUUUGACUUACCAUGAUUAAUUUUGUUUGUAUCUGGCCAUUACCUUUCAUCUUUUUCGUUCUUUUUCCCUGGUGGUGAUGAGCUUCCAUAGAAAGGACACAGUUGUGGUUGCAGAGCUCUUGCAGACUUCCUGCACCUGAACUGGUUCUGCCAUAUGUGGGCAGUGAUGAGGUGCAGGCUGGAGUUGGAUAUUAGUUGUUUUUUUGUUGUUUUUUCUUGGAUACUAACACGGGUCUUUUGUAUGUGAUAGUCCCCCCUAAUUAUAUUAAACCAUUAUAUCGUGGUGCUAUAUAUAUAUUUGAUAAAAAUGACUUAAUGUAUUGGGAUUACUAUUGUCUGAAAAUACUUGUGAAUUGAGAGGGUUAUGGUGCAAAAUUUAUUUUGGAUACAAAUGAAAAAAAAAAAUCUAUUGAUAUUAACACUGACCCUUGAGGUACAUUAUUAGAUUGCAGUUUAAAGUUUGUACAUCUUUUUGAUAGUGUAUACUAGUUUCCUUUCAUAUGGUAAAUUUGUGCUGUGAUCAAGCUUUGAUAGACUUUGUAAAUAAAGCCAAAUGUUUGGAUCAUAAUAUUGGUUGUAAUGGAUGGCUUCUUUGUUUACAAGCGUUGCAAACUGUUUUCCGCAUGGCUGUGAAAGUUUAUCUGGUGAUUUUUGUAAGAUCUGACUUUUACACUGAAUAAAAGGCUUAUGACUUCAAA